AUGCCGCCACCCUCCCUUCUGCUCCUCCACUGCCGCGCCCCGCUCCCGCACCGCUCCCUCCGGAUGAGCUCCCCGUCGCCGAGCAGGGUCGUCUGCUCCGUCUCCUCCGCCGACGGCUACGUCUCCGCGGCGCCGAUCCUCCUCCCCGACGGCCCCUGGAAGCAGGUAGAAGGCGGCGUCACGGCCGCCAAGGGGUUCAAGGCCGCCGGCAUCUACGGAGGCCUGCGCGCCAAGGGCCAGAAGCCUGAUUUGGCGCUCGUUGCCUGCGACGUCGACGCCACCGUCGCGGGAGCUUUUACAACAAAUGUGGUUGCUGCUGCGCCUGUUCUGUAUUGUAAGCACGUCCUUACUUUGUCGAAAACUGCCCGCGCUGUGUUAAUUAAUGCUGGUCAAGCAAAUGCUGCCACCGGUGAUGCGGGAUAUCAGGAUACAGUGGAUAGUGCAGAAGCAGUUGCCAAGCUUUUGAAUGUGAGCACAAAUGACAUAUUGAUCCAGUCCACUGGGGUCAUUGGUCAAAGAAUAAAGAAGGAAGCACUUCUGAAUUCACUUCCUAGACUUGUAGGCUCGCUAUCUUCAUCUACUGAGGGUUCAAAUUCUUCAGCUGUGGCCAUUACAACUACAGACCUUGUUAGCAAGAGCAUUGCUGUCCAAACCGAGAUUGGAGGAGUGCCUAUCAAAAUAGGAGGAAUGGCCAAAGGUUCUGGGAUGAUUCAUCCAAAUAUGGCAACAAUGCUUGGUGUUCUGACAACUGAUGCUCAAGUGAGAAGUGAUGUUUGGAGAGAAAUGGUCCGGACAUCAGUUAGUAGAAGUUUCAACCAAAUUACUGUGGAUGGUGAUACAAGUACCAAUGAUUGUGUUAUUGCUAUGGCUAGUGGAUUAUCUGGUUUAUCCGACAUUCUCACUCAUGAUAGCGCUGAAGCUCAACAGCUUCAAGCAUGCCUAGAUGCAGUAAUGCAAGGUCUUGCAAAAUCCAUAGCAUGGGAUGGUGAGGGUGCGACCUGCUUAAUUGAGGUUACUGUAACAGGGUCAAAUAACGAGGCAGAAGCAGCUAAAAUUGCUCGUUCAGUGGCAUCGUCCUCCUUGGUUAAAGCUGCUAUAUUCGGGCGAGAUCCGAACUGGGGACGUAUUGCUUGCGCUGUCGGCUAUUCGGGCAUUCACUUCAAUGCGGACCAACUUGAUAUUUCUCUUGGAGUUAUUCCACUAAUGAAAAAUGGCCAACCACUCCCUUUUGACAGAUCCGCGGCUAGCAAGUAUCUUAAAGAUGCCGGAGACAUCCAUGGUACGGUGAACAUCGAUGUAUCAGUGGGGAGUGGAGGAGGCAGUGGAAAGGCGUGGGGCUGUGACCUAAGUUAUAAGUAUGUUGAAAUAAAUGCUGAGUACACAACAUGAAACCUGUAGUCUUUCGUGAAAAUUUGUCUGCAUUGGUCUGGGGCUCUUUGGACGCAGCUACAGUUCUGAACAUUGUAUGAUAUUGAAAAGAUAGUGUUGUUGUACCAAUAGGUUGAACAUGUAUUCUUUGCUACAAGAAUGUGCUAAAGUAUUUUAGGACGACAUGUGAAAAUUUUCUGCCGUCCUUCUCAGUUAUGAUUGAUAAUGAAGGAUGCCCUUACCAAAUAAAGUUUGUUUGGAGUUUGUGUACGCUUUCGCCUG
This is a messenger RNA of Lolium rigidum, 1650 nucleotides long. Its product is annotated as arginine biosynthesis bifunctional protein ArgJ, chloroplastic. NCBI's taxonomy places the organism in Eukaryota, Viridiplantae, Streptophyta, Magnoliopsida, Poales, Poaceae. The record is from RefSeq and is a predicted model, not a curated record. The transcript has 16 exons. Gene Ontology annotation, biological process: L-arginine biosynthetic process; L-ornithine biosynthetic process. Gene Ontology annotation, molecular function: L-glutamate N-acetyltransferase activity, acting on acetyl-L-ornithine as donor; L-glutamate N-acetyltransferase activity, acting on acetyl-CoA as donor. Bases 1 to 1389 code for a protein of 462 amino acids.